AUGUCUGAAGAACCGUAUUAUUACGGAACAAUAAAUCUACCUUCUACCAUCACACUCAUAUAUUGCGCAAAUACUAACUACUCUAUUGAUGUUGAUCAUAUUGGUUGGAACUUCAAGAGCGUGGAUGAUACCACCACGAUAGAAGCAACGAGUUCUCGAUGGUGGAACAGCAAACCUAGCAUCCCCAUACUCAACCACGAACCUCUGGUGAAUACUUAUUACCUCGUUGCAAUUGGUAGUGAAGUUUGGGAAAUCAAAUAUAUAUAUGACAAUAUAAUACGAGAAGAUUCGACGUACUCUGUAGACGGAAAACCUGGUAUAGCGGCGCGUAAAGAGGGGGAAAAUACUACCUAUAAUAUCGACAAUCGAAGAAAUAUUUGCAUAAUUAGCGAUGCGUAUGUCACACCAAUGCAAAUGGGGAUUCCAAACUCUGUAGAGGAAAAGCCAAUUACCACCAAGAACCUUACACCUCGGGAAGAAAUACCCGGAACUCCAAUACGAAAGAGUGCUGCCUGUGCCCCGAAGGAUGCUGUAAUUUUUACCCUCCCCAAUGAAAUCUUAGACGAUAUUUUUGCAUAA
This is a messenger RNA of Botrytis porri, 579 nucleotides long. RefSeq lists its product as uncharacterized. The coding region runs from base 1 to 579 and encodes 192 amino acids. Lineage: Eukaryota; Fungi; Ascomycota; Leotiomycetes; Helotiales; Sclerotiniaceae. The record is from RefSeq and is a predicted model, not a curated record. The transcript has a single exon.